UUAAGCCAUCUUAUUAUUUGCCCAAAAAUAUUGUCCCCGAACAGUCUGCAUCCACCGAGAGCCGAGAGAGGAAGACGCCUAUCAAAGCUGAGCUGCGAAGAGUCCAUUUUGAUCGUCUCUCUCGGUGUCUGACCUCUUUUCCUGCCGCCCACUACGAUAUGCUAUUCCUAAUAUUUCAGUUGUAGUUCUUGGAAAAUAUUUUCAAAUCUUGUAAACACAUUGGGAGAAAUCGAUCGAACAAACUUGAUAACCGAAGAACUAUUAAGUGUAAGCUCCAAUUGAGCUGAUUGAUUUAAGAAUUUGGAGUUUCCACUUGAGACCAGAAACUCUACUGACAUGAGGGUAAACUUUGUCAACAAAUAACAAAAGAUGAUGGGCGCGGCUGUAUGGCUUGUAAACUCAUUUGCUCGUCUUGCUUCACCUCCAAAAUCCAGAAGUUUACAGCUUUUCCGAUUCCCGCGUCCUUGGUCUUCAAUUUGUUUAAGUAUUAUACUUGUUCAUCGCCUCUUGGCCUUGAUAAUUGCGUUGAGGUCGAUGACCUCUCCCAGUUGUACUACUCAAACUCGUUCCUCGCAUCCAUUAUUGAUAAUUCUAUCCACAAGGGACACCUGAAUCAAGUCCACGGCCAGUUGGUUGUCUCUGGAUUGCAACAUAAUGGGUUUCUCAUGACCAAACUGGUUAAUAGAAGCUCAAAUAUUGGACAAAUUGGUUAUGCAUGUAAGCUGUUCGAUAAAUUUUGUAACCCUAAUGUGUUUAUGUGGAAUGCUAUUAUUAGGGCUUAUUCGAAGCACAAAAUGUUUCAGGAUGCCAUAGUAAUGUAUAGAUGGAUGAGGUGGACGAGAGUAGAUCCGGAUUGUUAUACUUUUCCUUAUGUGCUAAAGGCUUGUACUGAAUUGUCAGAUUUUGGUUUGAGUAGGCUAAUUCAUGGUCAGAUUUUCAGGCAUGGGCUUGGGUUGGACGGUUUUGUGCAGAAUGGCCUUGUAGCAUUGUAUGCCAAAUGUGGUCACAUUGAUCGUGCAAGAGUGGUUUUUGAUGGAUUACAUGAUAGAACCAUUGUUUCAUGGACUUCCAUUAUUUCUGGGUAUGCACAGAAUGGGAAAGCUAUGGAAGCAUUGAGAAUGUUCGAUAAGUUGAGAAAAACUGGUCUGAGACCAGAUUGGAUUGCUCUGGUAAGCAUUCUAAGGGCUUACUCUGAUGUAGAAGACUUGGAGCAAGGAAAAUCUAUGCAUGGUUGUGUCAUCAAAAUGGGUCUUCAGGAUGAGCCUGAUUUGCUUAUCUCACUGACUGCUCUGUAUGCAAAAUGUGGGCAGGUGACAGUUGCAAGAUAUUUUUUUAAUCAAAUGGAGAUGAUACCGAAUGUGAUCAUUUGGAAUGCAAUGAUUUCAGGCUAUGCAAAGAAUGGUCAUGGUGAGGAAGCAUUACAGCUAUUUCGUGAUCUUAUUGCAAGAAGUAUUAAACCAGACUCUGUCACUGUGAUGUCUACAGUCUUAGCUUGUGCUCAAGUCGGUUCCCUUGAAUUGGCACAAUGGAUGGAUGACUACGUCAGCAAGAGUGAACAUAGAAGUGAUGUUUUUGUUAACACAGCCCUCAUUGAUAUGUAUGCAAAAUGUGGAAGUGUAGAAUCUGCUCGUGGGGUAUUUGAUCGCAUUUCUGAUAAGGAUGUUGUAGUAUGGAGUGCCAUGAUCGUAGGAUAUGGAUUACAUGGUCGUGCUCAGGAGGCCAUUGAUCUUUGCCAUGCAAUGAAGCAAGCAGGCGUGUACCCAAAUGAUGUUACCUUCAUUGGGCUUCUCACAGCAUGCAAUCAUUCUGGCCUAGUAAAAGAGGGGUGGGAACUGUUCCAUUGCAUGAGAGACUAUGGAAUUGAGCCCCGCCAUGAGCAUUAUGCUUGUGUAGUUGAUCUCCUCGGACGUGCAGGUUAUGUAGAUCGAGCUUGUAAUUUUAUCUUGAAAAUGCCUGUUGAUCCUGGUGUAAGUGUGUGGGGUGCACUUCUUAGUGCUUGCAAGAUCCAUCGCCAUGUGACCUUAGGAGAAUAUGCUGCAGAGAAACUAUUCUCAUUGGAUCCAUGCAAUAUAGGACACUAUGUGCAACUCUCAAAUCUCUAUGCUUCCGCCCGGCUGUGGGAUCAUGUUGCAAAUGUUCGUGUGCUAAUGAGGGAAAAAGGUUUGAGCAAGGACCUAGGUUACAGUUUUAUUGAAAUCAAUGGAAAGCUAGAAGUGUUUAGUGUAGGGGACAAAUCGCAUCCAAGAGCUGAGGAAAUUUUUAAUGAGCUUCAGAAGUUGGAGAGAAGACUGAAGGAAGUUGGAUUCGUCCCACAUACAGAAUCAGUUUUGCAUGAUUUGAAUUAUGAAGAGAAGGAAGAGAAUCUCUGUUAUCAUAGUGAGAGAAUAGCAAUAGCAUACGGGCUCAUUAGUACUGCUCCUGGAACUACACUUAGAAUAACAAAGAACCUUCGAGCGUGUGUGAACUGUCAUUCAGCGACAAAGCUUAUAUCAAAACUUGUCAACAGGGAGAUAAUUGUUAGGGAUGCAAAGCGGUUUCAUCAUUUUAAGAAUGGAACCUGUUCAUGUGGAGACUAUUGGUGAAUGGCUUGAUCUAGACCUAUUUCCACAUAGGUAGCUCAGGCUGAUACUGUUCCUCACUCCAUUCCAUGCAUUUGGUUGCACUGAAAAUAUAGGACCCCGAAAAUUCAUAUUCUUGCAAUGUCACCGUCCUUUGUGUUUACCUGAAAAAUGAUGUAUCUUGGUUCUGUUUAUGACAGGUUCCAAAGUGAUUGAGAAAAUGGACCUCAGGUUCCAGUUAAUGUCAUUUUUUGGUCUUCAUUUCCCUUGAUAUUAACCUUGAAUUGACUCUAAUGGAGUUUGUUAGAUCAAACCCAAACCUGUGAAGAGCACUAUAUGAUUAAAGAAAAAGCUUAGAUGUCAUUUUGGUUGAGUAGCUGCUGUGGCCUCGGUGCUUGAUAGAUUAAACGAUGUGUCUCAUGUACCAGGUGAAACGAGAGAGAGAGAGAGAGAUCGGUUGUGCUAUUGACUUUAUCAUUAAAACUAUCUCAGAUGCUUUUGUUUUGGAAUCUCUUUUACAAAUUGCUCACCACACUUAUA
Messenger RNA from Prosopis cineraria, 3098 nucleotides. RefSeq names its product pentatricopeptide repeat-containing protein At3g12770. NCBI's taxonomy places the organism in Eukaryota, Viridiplantae, Streptophyta, Magnoliopsida, Fabales, Fabaceae. Gene Ontology annotation, biological process: RNA modification. Gene Ontology annotation, molecular function: zinc ion binding; RNA binding; protein binding. The transcript has a single exon. Bases 387 to 2582 code for a protein of 731 amino acids. The record is from RefSeq and is a predicted model, not a curated record.